This is a messenger RNA of Eimeria acervulina, 4722 nucleotides long. RefSeq lists its product as hypothetical. Gene Ontology annotation, molecular function: RNA binding; translation initiation factor activity. The coding region runs from base 1 to 4722 and encodes 1573 amino acids. NCBI's taxonomy places the organism in Eukaryota, Apicomplexa, Conoidasida, Eucoccidiorida, Eimeriidae. The record is from RefSeq and is a predicted model, not a curated record. Gene Ontology annotation, biological process: translational initiation. The transcript has 7 exons.
AUGGCUGCGCUUGUUACGGGGCCCUCUAGGUCCCGUGCAUGCAGCCAGCCUCCUCGUGGGAGUGCUGGGGCUUCGGGAGACCCCUCCUGCUUCCCCAAGGCAGGAGCGGCAGCAGCUGGAGGAACAGCAGCAGCAGCUUCUGGUGUUGCUGCUUCUGUUGGUGGUUCUGAAGAAGACGCCGAAGGAGCUGCUGUAGACUGCAGCACGACAGAAUCUAUUCUUCUUUCUACCAGAGUUGCAGCUGCAGCAGCAGAUACCCCGCAAGACGACUUGGGGUACAGCAAGGCUCCGUUGCUGCCACCAUGCUUGCACGGCGCUGCAGCAGAAGCAGCAGCAACGGGUGAGGCAUCCAAGUGUCUUGAUGCGGAGUCAGCAGCAGCAGCAGCAGCAGCAGCAGCAAGUGGAGGGAAGCCAUACAACUGGUUGGCUGCAGCGUCACCAACAGCAGCAGGCGGUUGGAGGUCCCCCCCAAUGUACUGCAGCACUGCGGUGUCUCCUUCUUCUCGCUGCGAGCAGCUGUCUUGCUGCGGCUCUCCUGCUAGCCGGUGGGGUGAGUGCUGCUGCCUCUCCAGCCUUCAGCUGCAGCAGCUGCGGUGCGCCGAACCCCCCGCCCGCCAGCCCGCUGCAGCAGCUGGCGCUGCAGUUGGUGCUGCAGCUGGUUGUGCAGCUGGUUGUGCAGCUGGUGCUGCUGCGGCUGGUGCUGCAGCUGGUGCUGCUGCUGCAGCUGCAGCUGGCGCCGCUGCAGGUGGUGCUGCUGCAGCAGACCCCACAGCAAAUGCUGAUGAAGGAUUCCAAACCAUCCAGCAGCAGGGGGAAGACUGCAGCAGCAGCAGCUGCAGCAGCAGCGCAGGAGGGGAGAUUUUGCCAGCAGGGAUGCAGGAACAGGGAGCCCCAGGGAACGGUGCAGCAGCAACCGUAGGUGAUGCUGCUGCAUCGGUAGCAGCAGAAGCAGCAGCUCCUGCUGCACCAGCAGCAGUAGAAGCAGCAGCAGCUGCUGCACCAGCAGCAACAGAAGUGGCAGCUUCUGCUGCACCAGCAGCAGCAGAAGCAGCAGCUGCUGCUACAGCACUCAAUGAUACUGAAGUUGCUGCUUGCUCCCCCUCUGCAGCAGCAGCCAAGUGCGACGAAGGACUACCAAACCCAUCUCCUGCGUGGGAUAGUGAGGGGGCCCCUGCUGCUGCAGCAGAAGCAGUAAAAGCGGCAGCAGCAGAAGCAGUAGCAGAUGCUACUGCAGCAGAAUCACCAGACAUCACCAUAAGAGCAACAAUGACGACAGAAAAUAUAGCAACAGGUGUGGCGGCGGAAGCAGCAGCACCUGCAGUAGCGGCAGCACCUGCAGCAGCAGCAGCAGCAGCAGCAGAACCUGCAGCAGCACCAGUAGCUUCAGCAGAAGCGGCAGCAGCAGCAGCAGCUGGUGGUAGUGGAUCAGCAUCUGCCUCAGCAGCUUCGGGUUGUGUGGAUGCUCCGUCGUCUCAGCAGCGAGCUGCAAAGGAGACAGCAGGGCAGACAACAGCAGCAGAAAGAGGGGCAGCAGCAACAACAGCAGCAGCAACAGCAGCGGCCGAAGCAGCAACGCCAGCAGCAGCCGCAGAAGAAGACACAGAAGGAUGGAUUGCGGUGAAGCCCCGGCGGCCCCGCCGCUGGGCAGAUGCACCCAUAUCUGACGACGAAGAUUGCAACAUGCGUCGGUGCCCCCGUAGGCCCCACAGCGGCGCCCUCACUGGGCCGCAGCGGCAGCCUCAACGUGCUGGGGGCCCUCCAACUGUUAGGAGGCCCUGCAGCUACGUAGAUAGAGGCCCUGCAGCAGCAGCAGCAGGCGGCAGGCACCACCGACACCCCCACCACGUCUGUGUCUUCAGCGCCGCUGUUGCUGCUGGCCUUGUGAAUCCAGGAAGAGAUACUCAAGUUGUGCCCAGCGAGCAGCAGCAGCAGCAGCAGCAGCAGCAGCAAAACUACGCGGAGGCCGACAGGGACUUCCGACGGCCUGGGGGCUCGUGGCCUUCGCAUUCCUGCGGGUGGUAUCUUUGGCACAGCCCCAUGGGGAACGAGGGGAGCGGCAGCAGCAGCAAAAGCAGCAGCAGCAAGGGGCGGCUGCAAGAGGACUAUGAGAGAGGCCUUGUGCAGAUUGGGCGCGUAGGGUCUGCGAGAGGUAUCGUUGACCUGUGGAGUUUGCUGUCUCCUCGUGCUUUGGGGCCUCCAGUGAAUGUUGCUGCAUGCGUUGGGGGCUGUCUACCUCUGUGGGAGGACCCGGUUAAUAGAAGCGGGGGCCACUUCAUUAUUAGAAGCCUCGCCGGCAAGUCGCAGGCAGUGGGCGUAUUUUUGCUGCUGCUGCGGUCGCUGGAGCAGAAGCAGCAGCACAACAGACGUUCUCUGAAGGCUCUUCUGUCUACCCUUACAGCAGUUGUGCUCUGUCUGCGCAACAACGACAAGAGCCACAAAGUGGAGGUGUGGGUGGGUUCAACUGCUUGUCAGACGCUGCGGCAACAGGAGGCGCAGCUGCGGGAGUUCUUGAGCUGUGCUGCAGUGGGGCUGCACCGUCUAGACUUUGCUUUUCUGUCUCAUGAAGCCUGCUUAACUCGACACCACCGGAAGCUGCGCCUUAAACCGCAAAGACGGGAACCGGAGGCGUUGCCAGCAGCAGCAGGCGGGACGGCGUCUUCACAACAGCAACAGCAGGAUCAGCGGAAGCAACAAGAGCAGCAGCAGCACCACCACCAACAGCAGCAGCAGCAGCAGGUUUUGCUCGGCCGGGGGGUCCCAGAGGCAGACGCAGCAGCAGUGCGGGGGACCUCCCCAGGCACAAGCGGCGGCCUCCAUCACCCCUCUAUUGAAGGGGCCUCGUCUGCAUAUGAAAGUCUCAGCACUGACACGGGGAGCUCGCGGCGUAGCAGUAGCAAUAAGGGGGGCUUCGGCAGCAGCAGCAGCAGCAGCGGCAGCGUCGCAAGUCUCUGCUGUGAGACAGGAUCUCAUGCAAGCUACAAGAGCGUUAUUCUCAGGGGUAGCCACACAGGGAGACAGGUACAGCGGUGCGGUGUCUUACCAGUUAACCCAACCCAGGGGCCUCCUAUCAGCAGCAGCAGCAGCAACAGCAGCAGUAGUAGCAGCAGCUGCCGCGUAGGGGUGAAUGUGCCGGAAGAUGAGAAGAGAGCAGUGCACAAGGACAGUACAGAAGUUCUGCCUCAAGCGAAUAGACAGCAGGUGCAGCUGCAACAGCAGGUGCUGCAGCAAGAUCAAGCUGUCAGCAGCAGCAGCAGCAUCAACAGUGCCAGGCCGUCAGCAUCAUCUGGAGGGGCUGUAGGUGCUGCUGCAGGGAAGUUGGCGGGUGCCCCUGCCUUUGUUGCUAGCGGGAGAGAGACAAUGUAUAUCAUGGAAGGUGCAGCAGCAGCAGGGGCAGAAGGUGCAGCAGCACCAAGGGCAGCAGGUGCAGCAGCAGGAGGGGCAGAAGCAGGUGCAGCAGCAGGAGGGGCAGAAGCAGGUGCAGCAGGUGCAGCAGCAGCAGGAGGGGAAGCAGCAGGUGCAGCAGGUGCAACAGCAGGUAGUCGGGUGUCUCGGGGAGGUGCUGCAGUGGGGAGGAGACUAGGAGGGAGACAGAAACCCCCAAGGAGACAGUACGGAAUGUGUGUGGGCAGCGAGGGACUCCGACCUGAGGAGCAGCUGCUGCAGCACCUUUACUCCUUCAAUGCCAGCGACAUCCCCGACUACUUCUCCAUGCAGCAGGCAGCAUAUCAGGGCCGUGCUGCUGUAUAUCAGAGUUACGCUGCUUGUGCAUCUGCAGCAGUUACUGCGGAAGAAGCUGCUGCUGCUGCUGUGCAGCAGCAGCAGCAAGUUGGAAUUAUGUGGGACUUCCCUCCAUUGACUUCUUCAGUGGCGGCUCCUGUGGCGGCGGCAGUUGCUUCUGCUUCUGCUGCUGCUGCUGCUGCUGCUGGGGUAGACCCUUGUGAGGGCCCGAAGCAGCAUCCAAAGCAGGCGCAGCUGGUGGCGCAGAACGCAGCGGGAACCCCAGAAAACGGCAGCAGCAGCAGCAGCAACAGCAGCAGCAGCACGCCGCAGGGUAAGCAGUUCGCGUUUAAUCCACAUGCCCCAGGGUUUGUUAUGCCAGCCCGUCCGCUCUCAUCCUCUCCACUGGCGACAGAAACAGCAGCAGCGGCAGCAGCAGCAGCAGCUGCUGCUGCUGCAGCCAGUGGCGUGGAGGGCGUCAGCGAGUGUUGUGCUGCAGCUGCGGCUGAAGCGUCCCGAAAUUUGCUGCUGCAGCCUGCUGUAGUUGCUGACGCGAGCACUGUCUCCUCUAUUGGAGCUUCAUUUGUAAGCGACUGCGAUUCUGCCGGGGGUGGUGCUGCUGCGACAGAGGCGGAGGCAGCAGCAGCAGCAGCAGCAGCUGCUGCUGCUGCUGCAGGCUACAUGGGGGGCUUGCUAGAUGCAGACUUUGUCGACCCGCAAGACCCCUCUUCUUUGCUGCUAAUUACGCUGAUGCUGCACCCCUCUCUAGAUGAAGGGGACCCGCUGCAGGUGCCGCUGCUGCCGUUUCCAAGGAUGGAUGGGCAGGCUGCUGCCUUGGAGGCUCAGGGAUGGGAGGUGCAGGAGACUCAGCAGCAGCAGCAGCAGCAGCAGCAGCAUCAAUUACGAGCGGGGGACAACUGCAGCAACAGCCCAUCGCAAAUAAGCCUUACCCUGGACUACGAAGAAAUCACCCAGACGUUGUCAGUAGACAUUCAACAGAAUUAA